This is a messenger RNA of Pelmatolapia mariae (spotted tilapia), 693 nucleotides long. Its product is annotated as E3 ubiquitin ligase TRAF3IP2-like. The transcript is spliced from 7 exons. The record is from RefSeq and is a predicted model, not a curated record. The coding region runs from base 1 to 693 and encodes 230 amino acids. NCBI's taxonomy places the organism in Eukaryota, Metazoa, Chordata, Actinopteri, Cichliformes, Cichlidae. Gene Ontology annotation, biological process: humoral immune response; positive regulation of canonical NF-kappaB signal transduction.
AUGGCACAAAAAGAGAGUGCGGCAGCUGGGAAUAUGGAGCAAAGCGUUGUGGAACAACUGAGCCUGCAAAUGGAAACACAGCGAGAGGAUGUCAGCAUGCUGAAUGUGCGCUCAGCAGGAGCAGAGGAGUCCGCUUCACAUCCACAGGGGAAAAGGAAGAGCAUCCGUUUGCCUGAUGAGUGCCGAAACGUUUUCAUCACUUACUCUUCAGACGUGUCCUCAGAAAUGGUCCCCUUUGUGGAUUUCCUCACAAAGCAAGGCUUUCGACCGGCUAUUGACUUAUAUGACAGCUCCAUUAGAUGUAUGGACGUCAACAAGUGGACAGACAGUUACCUUAAAGAUCCGUUAACCCUGAUUAUUAUCGCCAUCAGUCCAAAGUACAAGGAGGAUAUUGAAGGACCUGUAGUGGACAGCCAUGGUCUACACACCAAAUAUAUCCACUCAAUGAUGCAGAAUGAGUUCAUCCAGCAGGGGAGCUUGAAUUUUAGAUUCAUCCCGGUUCUCUUCCUUUGUGCAUCCCAGAAACAUGUCCCGAGCUGGCUCCAGAAUACUCGCGUGUACCGCUGGCCACAGGACACUGAGGAUUUGUUACUGCGACUGCUGAGGGAGGAGAGAUACGUGGCUCCUCCUGUACCUGUGGAGCUCAGCCUGUUCAUCAGGCCUGUUACCAUGAGCGACGCAGCUACACUGUAA